UAAUAGUUCCCAAACCACUAAAAAAAUGAAUGUGGGAAUUUUUUUAAGAGUGGUAGUUUACACAAUAUUUGUAUUAUAUCAGGCCGAAGCGGAUCCAUGUGGAUUUUCAAGUGGACCUAUUAAUCUUUCUUAUCGACUACCACCUUCUCCUGGUGCACCACUUCCAGCUCCAACACCAACAUCUGGGAUAAAUACAGCUCUUUUAAACCAACUAGCGUCACUAUUAUCUUCAGGGUCCAUUUUAAGUUCUGCGCCUGCACCAAACAUUAACCCAACCUAUCAACCUCCUACAAUUCCUUGUUCUACUUCAGCUCAAGCGACAUAUUCAGCUCCUGCACAACUUUCAACAGCUUUUGGGUCAUCAGCUAGUUAUAAGCCUCCAUUUUUUAGCCAGCUUCCACUUUCUUCCCAGUCAAUAUCAUAUUCCACCCCAAUACCAGCUCCAUUGACGUCUCCUUCUCCCGUCUCUACACCACUCCCUCCAACCACAUCAUGUGUAACUGCAAAUCCAUCUCUUUUAAGUCAGUUGACAUCACUUUUAUCCUCAGGAUCGAUAUUGCGCUCUUCUCCUGUACCAAGUCCCUCUAGCACACCUCUUUCACCAACUACUGCGUCCACUCCAUUGUCAACUUCUGCUCAACUUUCAACACCUUGUGGAUCAUCUACCGUUAGUCCUGCUCUUCAAGGUCAGUUUACCUCUCCUGUACCAUCAAGAACGUCUUCAUAUUCUGUCCCUGCACCAUCUUCUAAUCCUGGUCUUUUGCCGGCUCCUCGUCCCUUAUCUGCAUCCUCCACAUCAUGUUCUACUACAGCAUCACUUCCUACGUCAAGCCUAGGUUCUACCAUAAAUCCAUCAAUUUUAAACCAGCUAUUGUUACUUUUAACCUCGGGACCGGCUUUGAGUUCUUGUUCUUCUCCUGCUCCAUAUCCCACCAGCGCCCCCCUUCUACCAACUACUACAUCCGCUCCAUUGUCAACUUCUGCUCCACUUUCAACAUCUUGUGGUUUAUCUAACAUUAGUCCUACUCUUCAAGGUCAGUUUACCUCUCCUGUACCAUCAAGAACGUCUUCAUAUUCUGUCACUGCAUCAUCUUCUAAUCCUGGUCCUUUGCCGGCGUCUCGUUCAGUACCUGCACCUACCACACCAUGUUCUAAACCAGUAUCAUUUCCUACGUCAAGCCUAAGUUCUACCACAAAUCCAGCAACUUUAAACCAGCUAUUAUCACUUUUAACCUCAGGACCGGCUUUGAGUUCUUCUUCUGCCCCACAUCCCACCAGCGCUCCUCUUCUAACAACCACUGUAUCCGCUCCAUUGCCAACUACUUAUCCAGCUUCUGCUGCACUUUCAACAUCUUAUGGGUCGUCUAACAUUAGUCCUGCUCAUCCAAGCCAGCUUUCCACACUUGUAUCCUCUAGACCAUGUUCUAAACCUGUGUCUCUUACUCCCCCAACAUUAGGCUCGACUCCAUCAACAGUUUCUUUGCCGGCUCCAAGCUCAGUAGCUACACCCACCACAUUAAGUUCUACUCCAUUAUCACUAACUGCGCCAACGCAAAGUUCUAGUUCAUCAUAUCUAAACCAGCUGUUGUCACUUUUAUCUUCAGAAUCAUCUUCAAAUUUUACUCCUACACCAUUAUCUAGUACAACGUCUUCUUCUACCCCUUUAACAGCCCCAUUUCCAGCUUCUUCUACAUUACCUGGACAACUUUCGCCCACAGCUCCAUAUUCUUGUCCAGUAUCACUUCCAACACCGUACGGAACAUCUGGGUUAAAUCCAACUCUAGGUCUAGAUCGGCAAACAGUACCUUUACCACCAAGAUCAACCGCGUCUUCACUGCCAGCUUCAUUACUUCCUUCUACACCUUGCUCAGCGCGUGGCCAAUCGCAAAGCCCUACAACAUCUCAAACCCAAUUUGUAUUACCACGAGAACCUACUUGUAUAAAUCCAAUCCUUGAGCGGCAGCUUUCAUCACUUUUUUCUUCACUAUGAACUCAUUGUCGACUGCAACGCUAUGCUUUAACUCAUCACUAUUAGAAUUUUAAACUUCAAAUUCUCGUGAAGCUAAAUUAUUAGUUAUUUUAUUUAAAAAUAAA
This is a messenger RNA of Adelges cooleyi (spruce gall adelgid), 2094 nucleotides long. RefSeq lists its product as uncharacterized. The transcript has 2 exons. NCBI's taxonomy places the organism in Eukaryota, Metazoa, Arthropoda, Insecta, Hemiptera, Adelgidae. Bases 26 to 1990 code for a protein of 654 amino acids. The record is from RefSeq and is a predicted model, not a curated record.